Messenger RNA from Lachancea nothofagi CBS 11611, 651 nucleotides. The record is from the annotation of a GenBank genome assembly. NCBI's taxonomy places the organism in Eukaryota, Fungi, Ascomycota, Saccharomycetes, Saccharomycetales, Saccharomycetaceae.
AUGUCUGAGAAAUUUCCCCCAUUGGAAAAUGAAAACUUCGAAUCAGAAGCUGGUGCUUCUCAAGAAGAGACGGAUUUCUUGAAAAGAGAAGCUGAGCUUUUGGGCGACGAAUUUAAGACCGAACAGGACUCAGAAUUCCUGCAAGAUGAGGACGAUGACGAAUUCGGCAACUUUGAGGAAGUGCCUGCGGUUUCUCAAUCGAAUGCCGCUGCGAACAAGACCCAGGAUGACGAAAUGUCAGAAGAGUCCCAGACAAUCGAAACACAGCACAGCAAGGAUGAAGCUUCAAGCCCUACCGAUUCCAAAGCUGUCUCUAACUGGAGAGAAGCUCGUGACAGAGAAGUAAGUGAAAGAGACGUCGCCCAGGGAGAGGCCAAGACCAAACUACAAGACGACGCCGUCAAACACAUGGACGAUUUCUACGAUAACUACAACAGAAAGAAGGAGCAGCAGUUGAAUACCUCCAGAUCUGAUGCCGAAAAGUUUCUGAAAGAAAGGGAUGGCUUUCUAGCUCAAAAAAAUACGACCUGGGACCGUGUUUUGCAACUUAUAAACGUCGAUGACGCUGAUCUUGUAAAUGGCAGAGACAGAUCUAAGUUUAAAGAAAUAUUGGUCAAGCUCAAGGGCAAUCCAAAUGCCCCUGGAGCUUAG